AUGGGUCCUCUGCAAUCCCAACCGAAUCAAAUCUUCCCCGACAAGAGCCCCGAGGGGCAACUUCGUGCCCAAAAUAAAAAGCCGUUAGCGGCUACCUACCGCUUUGCCCCCUGCGCCGUCCGCAAAUUCCGCGUUUGA
Molecule: messenger RNA, 138 nt
Organism: Chaetomium globosum CBS 148.51
Lineage: Eukaryota; Fungi; Ascomycota; Sordariomycetes; Sordariales; Chaetomiaceae
Exons: 2
Coding region: 1-138 (45 amino acids)
Source: RefSeq, a predicted model, not a curated record